Microdochium trichocladiopsis is the source of this 3462-nucleotide messenger RNA. RefSeq lists its product as uncharacterized. Gene Ontology annotation, cellular component: cytosol. The record is from RefSeq and is a predicted model, not a curated record. Lineage: Eukaryota; Fungi; Ascomycota; Sordariomycetes; Xylariales; Microdochiaceae. The transcript has 3 exons. The coding region runs from base 291 to 3386 and encodes 1031 amino acids.
GCCUGACGUCCCUCAGGAUUUUGACAAAACGUUGUGAAUUUCUCCCACCUGUAACACCAUAAGCCCACUCAAACACCCUUGGUUGUUCAGCUUUCUCCCCACGCCUGAGGCGACCGUGACAGUGUGAACCGGGCCAAACAGCAGCACCGUCGAUCACAGCAGCGGGGCAUUCCUGCUACGCUGAAGACCAGGGACUAAGUGGGAUGUUGGUGGUAAACCUGCCGCCACCGAUGGGCAGUUUUUAGGCUGGUCAAGCUCACCCUUUGACGAGCGUACGCACAAAAGCGAGAAUGGCGGCAUUGGGCGAGCAGGAUCUUGAUCCGGCUCACUUGUGGAAGAAUGACUCCAUCGAAGAGAGGAUUUUCUCUGCAGCGCUCAUAUGCCUUGAGGCCCACUAUCUGCAGUCUCCUGUGAUGGGAGCACAGUCGAUGACCAAAGUCCUGACCAUAAUCACCAAGACUCUUGAAAAGACGCACACUCUCAAAGAUGUCCGAGAGGUUCUCUCGCGCAACGUACGAAUAUGGAUAUGGCUCAAGAGAGCCGUGUGCGCCGCGCUCUGUGACCUCAACGAGAAGUCCCUUGGGGUGCGGUCUGUACCCAUGGUGCAGACCAAGUUUAUUGAUAUCACGACACCAGAUGUCACGGCUCUCAUCAUCAAGAACUACGCCACCCUCAAGGAGGCGCUGCAGAUGCUUAACAAGCUCAUGCACAUCGCGCGGAAUUUGCUCGUUACCACGACGCCUCAGGUCCCUCAGGACCUUUCUGCCGCUAUCGCUUUUGACCAGGAGGUGUACGAGGCGAUUUGCCUCUGCGUCAAUGUCACGAGCAAGGGGAUCGACGGGGAGAUGCCCGAGGACGAUGCGUCGCGGGUCAAGCUCAACGAAAUUACCGAGCUGUACAAAAAGGUCCUAGUGACGUCCUUGCAACAGGCUCACAAUUGGAUCGCCAAGAAUGACCGGAACAAGAUGACCUUUUGGUUUCGAGUCCUGAUUGAAUCACCCGAUGUGGACAACAACCCGGCGCCUGAGGACAGGCAUGAGCCUGUGCUUGAUUACCUAGGACCACGGUGCUUGGCUCUCAAGACAGAAGUGUCCAACUGGUUGAAGAGGAAUUCGCACAUGAGCCCAACUGCAGCGGCUAUAUGUAAGGAAUACCUGGAAGCCAGCGAUCGGAGCGAGACAGAGGAUUGGUUUCCCCAAGACAAAAACCUGGCUUGGAACUACUCACCCGAAGCCACCUGGGAAUUCAAGCCCGACAUUUACGGCGAAGCAUCGAAGGCUGUUUCCGCCUGGAUCCCAGACGAGCCGGAUAAAUUUGAGCAGGACCGGCUAUAUGGCCACGUCUCGCACGAGUUGGACGAGUGGUGGGAGGACACAAGGAUCCCCAACGCGAGCAACUGGAGCAUCGCAAUGUAUCCAACUGAACUGGUCCCUGAGCGAAUCAAGGAGUGCGAGUCGAUCCUACUGCACCGGUACGAUGGCGCAGACAUACAGGACGAGCAUAUUGAGACGGUCCCCCCGGGCACCAUCGACGAAGGACGUGCGACUGAAUGGCAAGGCGGCCAUGCAUCGCAGUCCACACCCUCAUACGCCCCUGAGUAUGACGAGUACGACGACCCUGAUGACGACGACUCAUAUGGCGAAGGGCCAAUGACGGGCCUCUUGACCGAGGUGCCAAAUAUUCUCGACCCCAAGCAAAUUGAAGCUCUGCACAUGAUUGUGAAAUCCUGCAUCCUCGAGUCGGCCGGGACAGGAGUUAACCGACACGGGGAGAGCAUGCAGAAGGCUCGGUGCAGGAUACUACUAGCGACAGACUGCGGCAAGAACUUGCUUCGCGAAAUGCUCGUGUUCAUCGCCGUCUGGGAAAAGGACGACCAGUCUCUGAUUUUCCAGAUCACAAGCCAGAUCGUACAGGCGAUACACGAGAGCUCGCUGCUGCCAUAUGCAUGGAACGCGCUGCGCAGCCCCAAAGAUAUAAUAUCACCGGCCCAGACAGUCCUGCUGAAGAUGAUCACAUACCUUUGCCGGACGGCCCUGUACCCGUCUAAGGAGUACAACCCGGAGCCGGACUUACGGUCUGGCGAUAUGAACCGAAUUCUCAACAACGACGAGAUCAGGCUCGCAAAGAUGGUCAAUUUCCUCUACGGCAUCUUUAGGAGCCGUAUUGUGCCCGAGUGUGUCGCCCUGAUGCAGAUACAGGGCGAAGUUCGCACGAACAGGCUCGACCCGGCCGAGUUCCCCGUUGACAAUUGGGACUUGGAGCGCGGCAAAGAAGGUUUGGUGCAGUACCUCGACUUUCUGUAUACCGUCGCAGAUAUUUACCCCCUAAGACAACACCUCAUCGAGUAUGAGGCCGUCUACGAGCUCAUAAAAUUACUUGAAGGACUAGACGUGGGCGUCGAGAAGAUCCCGUUCGCGCACUCCCGGCGGCAUGACAGCUCCGUCCACCCAGCAGCUCAACAACAGCAGCAACAACACCAACAACAACACCACCACAGCCACCCAGGCGCUCCCAACCCAGCCUAUCCCAACGGCGGGCACAACCCUAGCAAUGGCAAUCUCCCGCCGCCUCCUCCGCCACCGCCACCACCGCUCGCCGACCCUCCACACGAGUUUCCUUGGACCGGCCUCAAGGGCCAGGUCCUCUCCAUCAUGGCGGCCCUCCUUCAGCCUCCUCCAGGCCAGUCCUCUCCUGGCAACCCGGCCGUGCAGAUGCAGAUCGUCCAGCACAACGGCAUCGUCGCACUUCUCAACUGCUGCCUGUACGACGACAAUAACCGCUUCUGCCGUGAGCGCACCCAGCUCUGCCUUAAGUGGCUCAUGGACGGCAGCCCAGACGCCAGCGCGUUUCUGCAGAACCUCGUCCAGGCAAAUCAGCAUGCCGCUGGUGCUGGGGCGGGGGCUGGGAGUAUGCGCCCGCCACCCGCGCCGCCAGGGGGAGCAGCAGGGCCUACUAUGCAAACGGUCCGCAUCGACGGCGUGCCGGGUGAGGUCAAGGUUCAGGUGCGCAGCUCGAGUGCGCCGGCAGCGGAGAACAAUGGCCCCGGGGCAGGAAGACCAGCAGCUGCUACUAUGAUCCCAGCAGGGGCGCUUGGUGGAAAUAUCAUGCCACCCCUUUCUUCUCCUGCAGUGGGCUCCAGCCAGAGUGGCAGUGCCGCGGCAACCCUGGACCACCGUGUCAGUGAGCAUCGGAGUCGCAGCGAGGAGCUGGUCAAUGAUUUACUGGCACUGACUGUAGCGGACGGUGCGGCGGCUGCGAGCGGGAAUGCUGUUCCUGGAAACGGCGGACUACAGAGAGUCACGUCGCUCAGUGAUGACUAUGAGGAGGAGGAAGGCGGGCAUCAUGAUGAUGAAGCGGACGAUGAGACGGAGGACGAUUUCAUGUAGACAUUGGCCACGAUGCGGCUCCAAUUCCAAAGUGAAUGCAGACAAAUUCGUCAAAUAAAGCAGCCAGUCAACGAAA